Molecule: messenger RNA, 1185 nt
Organism: Microstroma glucosiphilum
Lineage: Eukaryota; Fungi; Basidiomycota; Exobasidiomycetes; Microstromatales; Microstromataceae
Exons: 1
Coding region: 116-1066 (316 amino acids)
Source: RefSeq, a predicted model, not a curated record
CCUCACCUCCGCUCACUCGAAUCCAGUCUACCCAGCUCUACUGUACGCCCUCACUAAUCACCAAUCACCCACCAACACCACCCACCACCACUCACCCCACCAGCACUUUACGAGAAUGAUUGCCAUUUUCAACCGUGCCUUUCGCACACGCUCUGAGAUCCGACAGCCUCAUUCCGAGCCCACUGGGCCUUUCCACCUCGGCGACCUCCCCACUGUACAGGCUCACCAAUGUAUCGACCGUGCCGAGCCCGAUGCCGCGCUGAUGCUUCUCCCCUCUGCCAAACAAGGCGGGCGCGCAUCCAUCUGGCUCACCGGCGAUGCCAGCCCUGCAAAUCUUACCAUCGCCCGAAGCUUCUUCAACGCUCUGCUCCGGAAGCAAAUUCAGCUGGGUGACCACAAACCCCUAGCUACCGUCGACGUCUCCACAGCCCCUCACCUCGUCAACGCUCGCUACCCAGGCAAACUUGGCGAAAAGGCCUUCAAGGCCGGUGUGGGCAAGAAGCGUCCCGCCUUGAUGUUCUACGACACCACCAUGGCCCUCUAUGCCAUUGGAUGCGAGAACACCCUAGCCAUUGAAGUAGCCUACAAAAAUGAGAGCAUCGAAGGUCUCCUCCUGAGCGCUCUACUCUGGACCCAGCAAGGCACCGAUAGCCCCUUGCCCAUAUACCAGCCGGUCAACUUCCUCGGUGUCAAAGUUUGCGAUGAGACGAACAAUGAGGACCCUACCCGCCCAGCCUGGGCCGUGGUGCGUGCCACCAAGGCAGACAAGACCGGCCGUGGCACCACAGAGAUCUUCCUCUUCAAUGCUUCUGCCGAGUGGGAGGAAGCCUGGCGCACACAGCUCAAAGACACCCACCUCACCGGUGUCAAAGUGAUCACAGACCAGUCGACCAUUGAGAUCAAGCCGAGUUUCUUCCACCCUGCAUUGCCGGAUGAGCACGACGGAAAGACACAGCGCAUCAAGGUGGAUGAAGAGAUGCUGAACAGGGCAUUUCACAAGGGACUGGGAAUUUCAGAGUCGGUAGUGGCUCAGAGGAAGUACACCGAGUGGGCCAUGCCGGCAUAGGUGCCGGAAAGGGGAAGAGAGAGAAAGGGGCGAAAAAGGAAUCGUUCGUUGCUUUGUAUAUCCAGCCUUGUCAAUAGAAUAGAAUAGAUGAUCACAUCUCAGAUUAUGUCUGCACUGUU